Toxorhynchites rutilus septentrionalis is the source of this 1461-nucleotide messenger RNA. Its product is annotated as tigger transposable element-derived protein 1-like. The record is from RefSeq and is a predicted model, not a curated record. Gene Ontology annotation, molecular function: DNA binding. Lineage: Eukaryota; Metazoa; Arthropoda; Insecta; Diptera; Culicidae. Gene Ontology annotation, cellular component: nucleus. The transcript has 2 exons. The coding region runs from base 1 to 1461 and encodes 486 amino acids.
AUGGAAAAGGCACUUCAUAUGUGGAUCGAAGAUCACGCGCAGAAGAAAAUACCCUUGGAUCAGGAAUUAAUAAGGGAGAAAGCUUUGAGCCUUUACCUUUGGUUAGAGAAGAAUGAGCCGUCUUCAAGUAAAAAGAAAGACUUUACCGCGAGUAAGGGAUGGUUUUAUAACUUUAUACGUAGUAAUUCCAUUCGCAACGUUAAAAUCAAGGGUGAAUCCGCAUCGGCCGAUGUUUCGGCUGCAAAUAGUUUUCCUCCAAAGCUCGCUAAGAUCAUAAAAGAAGGUGCGUAUCAUGGUGACCAAGUGUUCAAUGGAGAUGAAACGGGUCUUUUUUGGAAAAGAAUGCCGUCUCGUACCUACAUUACGCAGCAGGAGCAAUAUGCCAGUGGUUUCAAAGCGGCCAAAGACAGGGUUACCCUGUUAUUUUGCAGUAAUGCUUCAGGCGACAUUAUGUUGAAACCGCUAUUGAUCAAUCGUGCUAUGACGCCCCGCUCGUUGAAGGGGGCUGAUUUCAACAAACUGCCAGUGCACUGGAAAGCUAACACUAAAGCGUGGGUCACAAAAGCCGUUUUUGAGGAAUGGUUUUACGAUAUGUUUAUUCCGGAAGUGAAAACAUACUUGGAAGGAAAAGGUUUGGAGUUCCACGUGCUUUUGAUUUUGGAUAACGCUCCAGGACACCUAGUUAUCAAGCACCCAAACGUUCAAGUUGUGUUUCUUCCACCGAAUACAACUUCUUUGUUACAGCCUCAAGAUCAAGGAAUAAUUGCUGCUUUCAAGAAGUUGUACAUUAAACAAUGUCUUCGGUACAUCCUCGAAAAGCUUGAAAGCGAUGAAACGAUGACGGUAAUUCAAGCGUGGAAAGAAUUUAAGAUAAGAGACGCUCUGACGUUCAUAGGAAAGGCUCUGUCUUCUAUGAAAUCUAAAACAUUGAAUUCGUGCUGGAAGCCACUAUGGCCAGAAUGCGUGAAAGCUGGUUCAACAGACCCUUCAAAUGUGGAAGAAUCAGAAAUUCUCAUUCUGGCACAUGCAAUUGGAGGGAAAGGAUUCAAAGAUAUGGAUAGUAGAGACGUUGAAGAGCUUCUUGAAGACACCGAAAUUGAAGAUGAUGAACUGAUGCAGAGUUUAGUCACAUCGGAGCCUUUAGAGGACGAUGAAGACCGGGAUAUCAAGCCAUGUGAUAUCGAAGACGGGAAUAAAUUAGCGGAUACCCUCGUAAAACAUUUUAUGGAAAAGGAUCCUUGUGUUGAGAGAGCCGUUUCAUUUCGGAAUGAUUUGAAACUGUGUAUGCUUCGCUACAAUAGAUUGAACGAAAAAACACAGCCAACAGUUAUCGAUGAAGAUGACGAGGAUUUCAGCUUACCAUUGGAACGCAGACGAUCUCGUCCGAUUUCUUCGGAUGAGGAAGAUAUCGCCACAUCAUCUAACCGCAAACAUCCACGUGUUGCUAAUGAUAGUGAUUAG